AAAGCACAGUCGUCUAUUUGGCGUCUGUGAAGGGCAGACAGAGUGUGUGACAGGUUAUGUCAACUGGAUUGGCAGGUGCUGUUUCAAAUCAGCGGAUGAAAGGACAAACUAACAGUCAAGUGAGCAAUGGUCCUAAAGAACACCAGCAACAACCGCAGACAGAACAUGCUGGUGGAGAAGAUACUGGAUUCGAUUCAUGGAGAGGAGGCAAUAAUACGCAUCACUCAAGUUAUCCAAUUGGUACCGGUGAUCCAUAUAGUCCUUACUAUGCAGGUACUUCAUUCCCUUAUCAGACAUUUGGAGCUGGGGAUGGUACUUGGUCAAAUGGAACAGAUCCUGUUGCAUUUCUUUCUGGAUAUGGAGGUCAAAUAGGUCAUGAUGCAUAUGGCAUGGAUGGAAUGUUUUCUGCUAGUGCAGGAGGUGGUUUUAGUACGUUUGGUCAACCUGCUUUUAAUUAUUUUCAUGGGAAUGGUGACUUUAGUGCUUGGGGCACUCCAAGAAAAACACGUUAUGAAGAAUAUUAUCAGGCUCCACGUGGAAAUGAAAACUACCCAACACCUAGCAAUACAGAGAUUAAGACUAUAGAACAGAGUGUACAAGGCUUGUCAUUAGGAAGUGGAGAAGUUCCACGUCAGGAUCAACAAACUACAUCUAAUCAAUCAAUAAAACCGGAAACAAAGGAACCUAGAAAGAUAACAUGGGCCAGUGUUGCGAGUCAGCCUGCCAAACCAGUUCCUCCACUUUCAUCUUCGCAAGGAAUGAAAAAGAAGGCUGGAAUGCCACCACCACCUAUUGUGCCAGGAAAGCAUAAUAUGGAUAUUGGAACAUGGGGUGAAGGUAAAUCUUCUGCACCUCCUCCAACAGCACCACCGCCGCCACAGGUACAACCUCCUGUACCACCACCUCCACCAUUGGUUCAAAGACAAAGACCUCCACCUCCUCCACCAUGUUGGAACAGACAACCUACAACACCUCCGUCUCCACCACAAUCACAGAUUCAUAUGCCUCCACAACAGCAUCAGCCAGGAAAGCAUAAUAUGGAUAUUGGAACAUGGGGUGAAGGUAAAUCUUCUGCACCUCCUCCAACAGCACCACCGCCGCCACAGGUACAACCUCCUGUACCACCACCUCCACCAUUGGUUCAAAGACAAAGACCUCCACCUCCUCCACCAUGUUGGAACAGACAACCUACAACACCUCCGUCUCCACCACAAUCACAGAUUCAUAUGCCUCCACAACAGCAUCAGCAUCAACAUCAACAUCAACAACAGCAACAACAACAGCAGCAGCAGCAGCAGCAACAACAACAGCAACAACACCAACAUCAGCAGCAGCAGCAACUACAAACACAACAACAGCAAAUUACCCAGUCACAAUCACAUCCUGUUUUAGAUGAGUUAAAGGUGAAGAAUGAUUAUAAUCCUGUAGAAUUUGAUCAAACUGCUCCUGGAGCUAGGUUUUUUGUAAUCAAGUCUUAUUCUGAAGAUGAUAUUCAUAGAUCCAUCAAAUAUGAGAUUUGGUGUAGUACAGAACAUGGUAAUAAAAGAUUGGAUCAAGCAUAUAGAGAAGCCAGCCGCGAAGGUGCUCCUUUAUAUUUGUUCUUUUCUGUAAAUGGAUCUGGUCACUUCUGUGGCAUGGCACAAAUGGUGUCACCUGUUGAUUAUCAGAGCAACAGCUCUGUUUGGUCACAAGAUAAAUGGAAAGGCCAAUUUCGAGUACGUUGGAUUUAUGUUAAGGAUGUUCCUAAUGUGCAACUUCGUCACAUUAAACUAGAAAAUAAUGAAAAUAAACCAGUGACUAAUUCGAGGGAUGCACAAGAAGUCCCUCAUGCGAAAGGUGUGACAGUGUUACGUAUAUUACAUACUUAUCGUCAUUCAACUAGUAUUUUUGAUGAUUUUGGACAUUAUGAACGUAAGCAAGCAGAGGAGGAUCAACGCAAAGCACCACCAAAUGCUAUACAACAUCAUCAUUCUUCCAAUCAUAGGAAUAGGGGACAUUCAGAUUUACCAAGAGACCAUCAUCCCCAUCAGCAGCCGCAUUUACAUCAUCAGCGCAAAGAUCGAGAUGGUGGUCGUAGCAGAGGUAGAGGAGGCUCACGCCAGUAGCGGUGGAUACAACAAGAAUAUAAUACUAUUCAUGAUAGUAAUCGUCAUAAAGGAAGCACGUUACGACUAAUUAUCGUCUUACUACUUACCUUUGCUUUCUUGGAUACACAAAGGGCUUCUAAUUCCUGUGACAAAACUCUCAUCAUUGAGACUAUUUCCUUCUGUUAAAUAAUCAACUUGUAUGAUAAUUAGCGUCGCGUCGACAUUAUAAAUAUUAUCUAAUCAUAACUACUAUGAAGAGGAACAUAAUUCAAUUUCAAGGGAUAUUGGGUAAACUUGCUGACAGUUAUAAGCAUAUAGUGUGGUGUUGCGUGCUAUUCAUCGAAAGGUGUUUCUUAAACGUACAAAUUAAAAAAUGAAAGAAAAAAAAGAUAUGGAACAGAAGAAAAAACUGUAAUAUGUGAACUAACCCUUGUAAAAUGCUUAAACUUUUGUUGAUAAUGAAAAAAAUCUAUGCGAGAACAAUA
Messenger RNA from Megachile rotundata (alfalfa leafcutting bee), 2572 nucleotides. RefSeq names its product YTH domain-containing family protein (gene Ythdf). Gene Ontology annotation, biological process: mRNA destabilization. NCBI's taxonomy places the organism in Eukaryota, Metazoa, Arthropoda, Insecta, Hymenoptera, Megachilidae. Gene Ontology annotation, cellular component: cytoplasm. Gene Ontology annotation, molecular function: mRNA binding; N6-methyladenosine-containing RNA reader activity. The record is from RefSeq and is a predicted model, not a curated record.